Molecule: messenger RNA, 2210 nt
Organism: Morus notabilis
Lineage: Eukaryota; Viridiplantae; Streptophyta; Magnoliopsida; Rosales; Moraceae
Product: aspartyl protease family protein At5g10770
Exons: 2
Coding region: 83-1582 (499 amino acids)
Biological process (GO): proteolysis
Molecular function (GO): aspartic-type endopeptidase activity
Source: RefSeq, a predicted model, not a curated record
UAUCUUCAUAUCCCUCUCUAUUUGAUUUUUUUUUUCAUAUAAACACCAUUUUUCUCAUCUUUUUUCUUCACUUUCCUCAACAAUGGUGGAUAUCAUGAAUAUCAUUAUAACUGUUAGACCUCUUUUAUCAUUCUCUCUAUUUCUUAUUUGCUUCACCAACUUUUUUGCAAAUGGAGUUCACUGUUCUCCAGAGAAGAAGGUCCUCAACUUGAGAGAUUUUCAAUGGAAGCAGCCCAGUGGUGCUCCAAGCUGUGCCUCACAGAACUCUAGGAGAGUAAAGGGUGUGACCAUAUUGGAAAUGAAGCACAGAGAUUACUGCUCUGAAAAGGUUGUUGACUGGAAAAAGAAACUGAAAACAAGAUUGAUUUUAGAUGAUGUUCAUGUUCGGUCACUCCAAUCGCAAUUUAAGAAAAGGGUCUCUAGCAACAACAAUAACAACAACAACCUAGAUGUUUCCGAAGCUCAAAUCCCACUGACUUCAGGUAUAAAGCUGCAGAUCUUAAACUACAUUGUGACUGUGGAGUUGGGUGGGAGAAACAUGACAGUUAUAGUUGACACAGGCAGUGUCUUGACAUGGAUCCAAUGCCAGCCCUGCAAGUCAUGUUACAACCAAAAAGAGCCUCUCUUCACCCCUUCUUUGUCCCAAACAUACCAAUCAAUCCCAUGCAACUCAUCAACAUGUCAAUCCCUCCAAUUUGCCACUGGUAAUUCAGGUGUUUGUGGUGCUACUCCUGUUAAGACCAGCCCCCCAACAUGUAACUAUGUUGUUAGCUACGGUGACGGGUCCUACACCCGCGGGGACCUCGGCCGCGACAGCCUCAGACUGGGGGCGACUCCGGUUGCGGGUUUUGUCUUCGGGUGUGGGAGGAGCAACAUGGGCCUGUUUGGCGGGGCUUCCGGAUUAAUGGGGUUGGGAAGAAGUGAUCUCUCAUUGAUCUCCCAAGCUUCCUCGGUUUUCGGUGGGGUUUUCUCCUAUUGUUUGCCUUCAACUGAGCCCGGCUCUUCAGGCUCACUUGUCAUGGGAUUUGACACAUCUGCUUACAAGAAUUCAACUCCCAUUUCCUACACCAAAAUGGUCCCAAAUCUACAACUUCCCUCCUUUUAUUUCCUAAAUCUUACUGGGAUCAGCAUUGGAGGAAUUGAACUACGUCAAACAACACCAUCAAGUACUACUUUUUCCCAAGGAGGGAUUCUCAUUGAUUCUGGGACAGUCAUAACAAGAUUAGCUCCUUCAGUUUACAAGGCUGUUAAGGCCGAGUUUGUGAAGCAAUUCUCUGGGUUUCCUUUAGCACCUGGAUUCUCAAUUUUGGACACGUGUUUCAACCUGACUGGCUAUGAUGAAGUCAACAUUCCGACCAUGAAAAUGCACUUUGAAGGCGGUGCUGAGCUGAACAUUGAUGUGACUGGGAUUUUGUACAUGGUCAAGAGUGAUGCCUCUCAGAUUUGCUUGGCCUUGGCAAGUUUGUCGUAUGCGGACGAGAUUGCGAUUAUUGGGAACUAUCAGCAGAAGAAUCAGAGGGUUGUGUAUGACACCAAGGAGUCCAAACUCGGAUUUGCCAGGGAAACUUGUAGUUUCAUAUGAGCAGGUCUUUUUUAUUUUUUUGUGAAUAUAUUUUCUAGUCAUCGUAGAAGUAAGAAAAAUGCCGGUGAUAGUUGCUGCUAAUUUAUGAACCAAUUACAGAUUGACAUGUAAGACUGCAAGAAGAGAUGCUGCUGAGUUGACAUGUGAAUUUGUGAUGGGUUAGAAAUAUGUGGUGAUGAUCACCGGUGAUGCUAUAUAGCAUCGCUCUAUAAGUAAUGCCAAGCAAUCUUGUUGGCAACAAGAUUGACAUGUAAGACUGCGGGAGAUGCUGUGUUAGCGGGUCUCAGAGUUGACAUGUGAAUUUGUGAUGUGUUAGAAAUAGGUGAUGAUGAUCACCGUUGAUGCUAUAUAGCAUCGCUCUAUAGGUAAUGCGAAGCAAUCCUGUUGGCAGCAAAAUCUUCAGGCAAUAGCUCUCGGUUUAUGUUAUUACCUAAAUUGUGAUUUUGUUGUGAAUUUAUUGAGGAAAAAAAGGUAUAGACUUUGUACGCCAUUUUGAAUUUCCGAGUCUCAUUUUUAUGUAAUAAUAUUACUCUUCUCCUGUUAAGAGGCAGGAGAAAAGAGUUUGAAAUGCAAUGUGAUUUUUAUGUAAAAUUUGUCUGGGUGAAAGAUACUGCUAUGCUUUGUCUAU